Molecule: messenger RNA, 663 nt
Organism: Canis lupus familiaris (dog)
Lineage: Eukaryota; Metazoa; Chordata; Mammalia; Carnivora; Canidae
Exons: 2
Coding region: 1-660 (219 amino acids)
Source: RefSeq, a predicted model, not a curated record
AUGUUACAUCACAAAGCCCGCCGACAGGCCGGGGAGGCUCUGCGCUUUUUAGAUUCCAGGGGUCGGACGGUAGCGGGAGAAGCCGCUUCCAGGCUCGUCCGAGUGGGGCACGUGGACAUCGCCAGGUUCUCCAGCUUCUCAGGAAUGUGGCCGCGGCGCGCUUCGCCCAGGGGCGUCCCGGAGCCGAGACCCGGAGACCUAGCCCUUAAACGUGAGUGGAGCUGGCGCCCCCUCGAGCUGGGUGGGGGAUGGGAGACAGGGAGAAGGUCCGAACUUCCGUCCUCCCGGCUUUCUCCCCUGGAAACCCGGUAUCACCGGCGAGCUGCGCUCUCCUGCGCGGCUCCCAGGUUUGGCGCCUGGAAAUCUCCACGUUCUGCUCUCUCCUGCUCCUGGCUCCGCCCCAGCCCCAGCCCGGGCUUCCCUCCCGCCCGCUUCCCCCUGCCUCCCGCGCGAGCGUGCGGGGACAGCUCCGCUCCGGCCCUGGGCCCACGGCUGGGCUGCCCGUACCCCGAGCCCUUCUCGGUGGGGCUUGGGCGCUCCCCCGGGGCUCUCUCUUCGCUCCCUGAGCGCGGCCAGCAGUCCUCCGCCCGCGGAGCCACUCGGCUCUUGGGAGGCCCCAGGCGCAGCGCCGUCCGUGUCCCCACUUGGUGGCGAGGCUAGCAC